Emys orbicularis (European pond turtle) is the source of this 987-nucleotide messenger RNA. RefSeq names its product exostosin like glycosyltransferase 2 (gene EXTL2). Bases 31 to 987 code for a protein of 318 amino acids. The transcript is spliced from 3 exons. Gene Ontology annotation, molecular function: glycosyltransferase activity. The record is from RefSeq and is a predicted model, not a curated record. Gene Ontology annotation, cellular component: membrane. NCBI's taxonomy places the organism in Eukaryota, Metazoa, Chordata, Testudines, Emydidae.
CAUCACAUCUGUAAGCUACCAGGAAGAGUUAUGGGAAUCCGACUACUUCGCUUCUCUUCUGUGGUGAUCUUUGUCUUACUCCUUGUGGCAGGUGCUUUAAUGGCUUUGCUUCCUAACAUUAAAGAUGACAAAAUGCCCAAUUUGCGAAGGGAACCAAAAUCCCAGAGCCAAUCCGCCUUGGAUUCAUUUACUCUUGUUAUGCAGACAUACAAUAGAACUGACUUAUUGUUGAAGCUCUUAAAUCAUUAUCAAGCCAUCCCCCAUCUACACAAAGUGGUUGUUGUGUGGAACAAUGUUGGGGAGAAGACACCAGAGGAAAUGUGGAAUUCCCUGGGACCCCAUCCUGUACCUGUUGUCUUCAAAGUGCAGACCGUGAAUCGCAUGAGGAACAGACUCCAGAUCUUCCCUGAAUUGGAAACAAAAGCUGUUUUAAUGAUGGAUGAUGACACACUGAUUAGUGCCUAUGACCUUGCUUUUGCCUUCUCUGUUUGGCAGCAAUUUCCAGAUCAGAUAGUGGGAUUUGUUCCUAGAAAGCAUGUUUCCACUUCUUCAGGUAUAUACAGUUAUGGCAGCUUUGAAUUGCAGACACCUGGAUUUGGAAAUGGGGACCAGUACUCCAUGGUUCUCAUAGGAGCAGCAUUCUUUCACAGUGGAUACCUAGAACUCUUUCAAAAGCAGCCUGAUGCUGUUCACACUUUGAUAGAUGAAACUCAAAACUGUGAUGAUAUUGUCAUGAAUUUUCUAGUGGCAAAGCAUACUGGAAAGCCUUCAGGAGUGUUCGUGAAACCUGUUGACAUAAGGAAUUUAGAAAAAGAGACUAACAGUGGUUAUUCCGGAAUGUGGCACCGAGCAGAGCACUUGCUACAAAGAUCUUACUGUCUAAAUAAAUUGGUUAAUAUUUAUAACAGUAUGCCAUUAAAAUAUUCUAACAUUAUGAUUUCUCAGUUUGGGUUCCCUAAUUAUGCCAAUCACAAGAAUAAAAUGUAA